Danaus chrysippus (African queen) is the source of this 816-nucleotide messenger RNA. The record is from the annotation of a GenBank genome assembly. NCBI's taxonomy places the organism in Eukaryota, Metazoa, Arthropoda, Insecta, Lepidoptera, Nymphalidae.
AUGUCCAGAAUGAAACAUAGAACUGAAAAUAUAAAUGGAUCUAUUGUUUCAGCACUGAUAGCUUUGUGCUACAAAAACUGUAACAAUCCCAAUGUGUCACAUAAACUGAUAGUAUCAACUAUGUACUCCGAUAAUUAUAGGGACAGUACAGUCACGUAUGGUCUCUUUUCCGGAGAAUUUGGACUAUUUCUCUUAACAACACCAUCUUUCAGUGCGCUUUACAUGACAUGCGUUCCUUCUGAGAACGCGUGCGCCGUCAGUUGCAAGACUGUGGCGGAAGCGAGAAAAGAAGAGGUGAAGGCUUUAGCACAAGGCUACAGACCUAACGACGGCUGUAGCGCAGUGACGAUUGUUAAUACCACAGAUCCACUACCUGAUCCUCCUGUUCUACCAUUUGGUGUCUACGUUAGUGUACUUCUUUUUCUCUUCAUACAACUUGUGCUCGCCGCCAUCGCUGCAGCAUUAGCGUUGCUUAAUGCUUUAAAAAAUCCCACAGAACCUAUAUUUUCUUUACCUGGUUGUGUUUGGACAAAUGUAGCUGCAGAAUGUGUUGGUUUAAUAGUUAUGUUGACGUUCGGCAUAUAUUGGGCAGCGUCGUCGAUUAAGAAACAUCUGGCAUUCUCUUACGUAGCUUUGGGACCUUUAAGUGUUGAUGCCAGUUUAGGAUAUUCUUAUUGGGUUUUAAUAGGAGCAGUUAUAUGUUCACUAUUGAACGUAGCGUUGUUAGAAACAAGAAGAAUAUUAUUGGAAAGGGAUCCUCCACCGCCAACAAUAAAAGUUGAAAACCAUUCAGACGGAACCAUAUUCUUAUAUUAA